UUUUCUUUAUCAUACAUAAUUAUUCAGAGUAUGUAUGACGUAUUCAAGGAGAUAUUGUGAUGGUUUUACUGCAUGUAACAACUAAAAGAACAAAUUUGCCUAGAACUUUCAUGUGUACCCUGUGCCGUACCCUCUAGUUACGGUAACUCUCCACAUCCCACAUCAGGCCUUUGCUGGAAUUUGGACCCACAGUAUUGAAGACACGGUGCCACUGAAACUUCUUGAAUCUUUGCAACGAAAAUGGAGAAAAGCUCAGAGGAUUCCCAACAAUACCAAUCAGAUACCAACAAGAAUGGACAGUCACCUUGCUAUGUCCAACAGGCUCAGAGGAUUCCCAACAAUAGCAGUUAUCAGAUACCAACAAGAAUGGACAGUCACCUUGCUUUGUCCAACAGACUCCUCCAGAAGCAAGGAACUGCCAGUCCAGUACAUCACAGGAGGCAUUGCUAUUGGGCGGCAAAAAAAAUUCACCCUUCAGGAAGAUAUUUGACCACAGUCUGCAGAAGAUGUGUGAGUCAGGCCUGAUGAACAAGCUGAGGACCAAAUGGCUAUCAGCAGGAACCUCAACAUGUGGCAGGAAGACUAAAAAUCACAGCCAGCCUCUCUGAUGUGGCUGCAGUCUUCAUCCUCUUGAUGGGUGGUGCAGCAUUUAGCUGUCUGCUGCUGCUGCUGCUGCUGGAGUAUGUGGUGGGUAGUGAUGCAGGUGUGAAAUCAUGGCUUGUAUUCUGAAAUGCUCUGCUCUCUCACCAUGACCAUUUUCAGAGGCCACAUAGAUGGGUUCUCAAGGUUUCUCCUGUUGAUAAAUUUGAAAUCUUGUUAAUUUGGCAUUAGACCUGUAUAAGCACUCUUAACAUUUGUGUACCUUCAUCUAGAGGCUUUUGAAAGCAGUGGAGGUGAAAUUUAGAAGACCUAACACUUGAAAGCAACAAUGAUAACCUUCAGUUCUAUCUACCUAGUACAGUAUAUGGACCGGCUGACAAACCCACACAGGGAUGCCAAGGCAAAGCACAUAACAUACCUUAACGAUUGAAAGUCUAACAUAUCCUGCCAUGUACAUAAGAGCAUAAGGGAAGCUGCAAGACUACACUAGGCAGGCCCUCUAUAAAGCAUAUUUACCACACUUACAGGUACAACAUGCAAGACAGAGGUGGUGGAUGAUGAGUUCCUGGGGAUUGCUGACCCCAAUGAAGCACAGACAUAACAAGAGACGGGAGACCUGCACUGUUAAAGCCUUAAGCAUUCUAAUCACAUUCCAUGUAACUCUCUUCACUCUUAGAUCCCUUAUUGGGUAUUCUUAUGUAUAGUUGCUCGCAAAUAUGGAGUUUAGUUAUAA
This is a messenger RNA of Scylla paramamosain (green mud crab), 1333 nucleotides long. RefSeq lists its product as uncharacterized. The transcript is spliced from 5 exons. The record is from RefSeq and is a predicted model, not a curated record. Lineage: Eukaryota; Metazoa; Arthropoda; Malacostraca; Decapoda; Portunidae. The coding region runs from base 241 to 525 and encodes 94 amino acids.